Wasmannia auropunctata (little fire ant) is the source of this 4320-nucleotide messenger RNA. RefSeq names its product WD repeat-containing protein CG11141. Gene Ontology annotation, molecular function: protein binding. Lineage: Eukaryota; Metazoa; Arthropoda; Insecta; Hymenoptera; Formicidae. The transcript has 10 exons. Bases 771 to 3077 code for a protein of 768 amino acids. The record is from RefSeq and is a predicted model, not a curated record.
CUGUCAAAGUUUGAAAGAGCGGUGACGAUGCUGAAAUUUUAUGUGCGAAAAAUAUCAUAAUACAAUAGAUUUCUUUGAUAAAGAAUUUUUUUCGAUAAACAACCUUAUCAACAAUUGAUCGAAAUAACACAAGAUAUUUAUAGUAGGACAAAUAUAUGAGAUAGAACAUGUGACAUAUACACGCGCGCGCGCACGUGCGUUUUGCUGUUACGUCACGUUACGUAGUAUGCGCAUCGACGUCAAGCGAAGAAUAUUUAAUUUCCCGAUAGCGUUUAUCGCAACGCGGUUUAAUCGAUGGUUUAUCGACUCGUAGGGGCAUAAAGGAUUGCAGGUGCGAGAGCGAUGGAAGCGCAAUAAUAGAGUAUUCUAGCCCCACUCUCUAGCCGCGGCGCCUCGCAGCUGCGACUCUGCCAUGAGUGCCACGUAAUUAACACGACCCGUAAGGCCGUAAAUACAGAACAGAGGAGAGAGAGAGAGAGAGAGAAAGAGAGGAAGGGAGACAGAAUUCGGAGGGACGCGUGUGUUUUCCGCAUUCGCGUUCGUUCGGAGAGAUGCCUACGUCGACGGGCACCACGUACACAUGCAUCACCGUGCACCACUGUGCACACGUAACAGCCGCGAACGUUUAUCCGUAAUGAGACCCUCGCGUCGCGUCGGAAAGGUGGAAACCACGUAGCGUUUGAGGGAAAGCAGGGAAAAAAAGGAGACUUGAAAGAGAAACGCCGGUCAAAUCCGCCUCUUUGCGUCUCUCAUUCCAAAACGGAGUGACAAUGACAACUCCCAUGUGCGAGGAUGGUGGACCGUUGAGAGAAUGGGCGCCCCUCGCCGUCCUGCUGCAGCAGAUACCUGCCAAGGUGCAGAACGGUAUUUUCACCCAAGACAUCAGUUUCACCUGCAUCGACGCCCUGACCGAGUUCAUCGCCAUUGGAACUAAUCACGGGCUCGUUUACUGGUACAACAGAGAAAAACAGGAUCUGCAGAGAUUGCGUUGCGAGAAUGUAAACUCCAAGAUCACGAGCGUGCAAGUCAUCUCCACGGUCGAUUACAUGGUCGCGGCGGGCAAUGAGCACGGCGUUGUUACAGUUUUUCAAAUUCCCAAGAAUCCGCCGGACUCACUGCCAAACAGUUUAAAGCCAAAACAGAAGAAACAGGUGGAGAGAUACAGUAUAAGUGGCUUGCACAAUACCGCGGUGACAGCAGUGGAAUGGUCUAAAAAUGGCAUGAAAUUGUUCAGUGGAGAUAAAGACGGUUUAGUAGUUUUAACGGAGAUCGAUUUUUAUAUGCAUUUAUCCAAAUCAUCGAAAUUGUUGAACGAGAAAUAUUCGGUGGUGCAAUUGAGCUACCAGCAGGGCUUGCUGCUAGUCUCAACGACGUUACGUACAAUCUUGGUGAACAGAAAUGAAAAUGGGAAAGUGACGCAAGUCGGCCAGAAAGAACGUAAAACACUAGGCAAGCUGGGAGCGGUGUUCGGCUCGCGACAAAAUUAUGUGCAAGAACCGCUAAUCUAUGCAAGUAGACCAGGAUUACGUUUAUGGCAAGCUGAUAAGGUCGGGACUGUGCUGAAAACGCUCAUAUUUAAGGAUGCAGUUAGAUCGGGCCAUACAGAGGUGGAGUUAUUAAAUCCCGCACCCGAAGGAUCGAGGAAGAAUCGUGGCGAGCCUUCGUUCGGCAUCGUGUUACCGUUUUGCGAUGAUUUGUUAGUAACGUACUGUGAUGACGUAGUCUACGUAGUGAAUCCAAAUACUAUUGCGAUAACAUCGAUCGUAAACGAUUUACGGCGCGUUACCGAUGUGGCUUGCACUAAAGACGAAAUAUUUGUAUUGGAGGGAGAAAGAAAUAUUUUGCGAAUUGCCUAUUAUCCGGAAAAUGAUAUUUUUACAGAAGAAAUAAGGAAGACAAUGGAUCCUUUAUUAUCGUUCGCCGAAUACAGUAAACCAGUUGCUAAUGGUAUACUAGAAUUAACGUCAAAAUUAAAGGAAAGUAGUAUAGUGCCAGCUAUUCCUUUUCCCAAAAUCAAUCCAACCAACAUUAUUCAAUCUGUAGGCAUUGUGCCGACUGUUACUGUUGGUACGGACGACAAUGCGAUUACAAACGCAGAGGAAGCUGUGGAAGUGCCGCCGAUAGUUCCAAUAGACUUAAAUACUACGCUCAUAACUGAUAUUAAUAAAAUACCGGAAUAUAACGAUAGCAACAGAAGCGCGGAAGACGCGAGGAGCAACGAUCGCCGGGAGAUAUUCCAGAGGAUUGGCCAACAGGAAUUCGAGGACGUCGUUUUCACGCCCGAAAGGAAGCAGAAGCGGUCUCGGAAUAAAGCAGCGAACGGGUGCGAGGGUGUCACGGUGCCUGACGGCAGCACUGAUCAUAUGUCGAGAAGUUUAAGCACCGAUCACAUGAACACCAACACGACGACGACGACGACGACGACGACCCAUUCGUCUUUAAUGCAGUUGAGCUUCGACGAUGAUUUUAUAUUGAAGUCAGAUCGAGAUUUAGAAAUGAUUCAGCGGGACGUGGAGAACAAGGAGAAACUGUUGGCGGACGUCUUGGAUUUCGAUUUGUCUAAAUACAUGACGAGUAGUCAAAUACAAGACAAGGACUUGUCGAGUGUAUCGAACCGUACGGAUUUCGAUUUGUCCAAUUACAUGACGAGUAGUCAAGUAGACAACGACUUGUCGUGUAUAUCGAGUCGUAUGGAUGCGAUAACGUGCAUCAACUGUAACGUACAUUCCAACGAUGCGGUGAACGGUGGGGAGCCGAUUGCGAGUGAGGAGAAUGAGAUCGUCGAGCAGAGCGAUCACACGGGAACCGAGUCGGGGGACGAGGAUGUCAGUUAUCGCACCGAAUUGAAGCGGUUAGAGGAUCUCGGGGAGUGCAGAAAGACCCUUUUACUAAAUAAGCUGGCUGACGCCCCACCAGCUGGUCAUAAUUUCGUCGACGUUCGAGAGCCGCUUGCGAAUCGAGACGAGCUAGAACACCAAUUUAACGCUUUGGCAAAGGAAUGCGCCACAUCCGCCAUCCUCGAGGAGGAAGAAGAUUGGGUUUUAGUCAAGGAUGAUAUACCAUCGAUUAUGUUUUAAGCAAAAGUCGUACGUAGUAAUUGCCUCGCGUUUUGUACAUAUGUCAAUAUAUUAUUGAGAAGAUAAUUUUUAAAAUAGUUAGAGAAUUACGCGACAUUGCGUGAAAUGAGAGCAGUUUUUGGAGUAACGAGUAAAUUCUCUCAUUGCGGAUUUUUUUUCUUGUAUAAGGCAUGUUCCAUUGAUCGUGUGAAAGGGCUAUUUUAAAGGUAAACUUUUCCAUUUUAUCGGCUAUCAAACGCUAACAAUAUAAAUUAUUGUACGAGAUAGAAGAAUAUGUUUGAAAUGUUUUAUAAUUUUGGAUAUUACGUGUGCAAUAUCGGGCAAUGAUAUCUGUUAUCAAAUUAUAUGCAUCGUGAAGUCCUGAGACAUGCAAUUAUGAACGUUCGUAUAUUAACAAACAAAAAUGCAUUUCGCAAAUAUCAUUGAAAGAUAAUACUAGUCACAAUUUGGAUAGCAUAUUGAUUGUUUAAAUUAUUAAUUACGUAUAUAAUUAUUAAUAUAUUUAAUGAAUGUAGCCUUUUACAAAUUGAAUAUUAUUUAAAAUGUAGUUACGUUAAUUUAACAUAGUACUAUUAUUUAACAUAGCACCUAAAUUCAGUAAUCAUCUAAAUUUACAAUUUGUUGAAAUACAUAUUUUAUUAUUUAUAUUAUAUACAUAUUUUGACUAUUUUGGGAAAGCUAUGCAUAAUGCAAUGCUCAGGUAAUAAUAUCAUGUUCAACAUGUAUUUUGUAUAAUCAAAUAGUAUUUUUACAUAUCUAAACACCUGCCAAGCACACGCGAAGAUAUACCAUCGGUAUGGUGUAUCACCAUCACUCGAUAUCGUAUUAUAAAUUUACAAUUUUCGUUUAGCGAAAGUUUUAUGUAAGUUUAUGCGAGUCACUCAUCAUUGCUACGUUCUGCGUAAGUUUGUAAAUUUAUAUCAGACAAAUAGUGAUCUUCGGGACACUAGGCUCAACAGUAUUUUUUUUAGUAUCAUACGUAUUAUUGCUCUAUAGUAUAGACUUGUCUCGAAUUUGCGGUUUAUUUCCGUUUUUAUGAGAAAAAAAAAUACAGAAAUAUUAUAUAACAUGUGAGAACAUUGCAUGGCUCUAAAGUAUAUCACCUCGCCGCGCACAUUAUUAGUACUCUGCAAGGUACGAAAAGUUAAAUACAAAUGAUUAAUGAAUAAUUAUACAUUUAUGUAUCGAAUAAUUAUAAUGCUUUGUCAACUAUGAAGAAUAAAAUCACAGUUCUAAGGCUCAA